Seminavis robusta is the source of this 1014-nucleotide messenger RNA. Lineage: Eukaryota; Bacillariophyta; Bacillariophyceae; Naviculales; Naviculaceae. The record is from the annotation of a GenBank genome assembly.
AUGUUGGCACAAUUGAAUCUGGGGGAUGGCCAGAAUUUGGGCACGGCCGAUGGUCGCAUUGCCUUGGAUUGCAGUGUCCGCAAGACACGACAAGGUCACUACGUGAUUUCCACCACCGACUUUUUCUUUCCACUGGUCGAUUCGCCCUAUCUGCAAGGACGCAUUGGAGCCGCCAAUGUCUUGAGUGACUUGUAUGCGGAAGGUGUCGAGUCGUGUGAUUUUGUACUCAUGCUAUUGGCGGCGUGUCGGGAUAUGCCCGAAGAUCAACGGACCAUUUGUACCAAGGAAAUGGUACGGGGUUUUCGGGAUGCCUGUACCGAUGCGGACACUUGUAUUACCGGAGGACAGACCGUUUUGAAUCCAUGGCCGAUUAUUGGAGGAGUCGCCACAUCCGUGGUGGCCGAAGGAGAGUUUGUACCAUCGGAUGGAGCGCAAGUGGGAAAUGUGGUCGUUUUGACCAAACCCUUGGGCACACAAAUUGCCGUCAAUGUCCAUCAGUGGCGUCGUCAUCAUCAAAAUCAAAACAACAACAACAACAACAACAAAUUCUGGAAAAAGUGCACUGACGAAAAUAUUGUGACGGACGAUCAAGCAGAAGAAAUGAUGCAUCAGGCGGUCUGUAGCAUGGCGCGUUUGAAUAAGAAUGCUGGAAGCAUCAUGGUCAAGCACAAGGCGUGUGCGGCCACGGAUGUGACUGGGUUUGGGAUCUUGGGUCAUGCCCAAAACCUGGUCGAAAAUCAAAAGGAAAAGGUCGGAAUUGAAUUGCACACUCUGCCACUCAUUGCCGGCACCAAGCAAGUCAAUGACAAGGUCCUCAACUUUCAAUUGACCACGGGGUAUAGUGCGGAAACCUCGGGUGGUCUCAUGAUUUGCAUGCCCAAGGAAACAGCACAAGCCUACAUGGAAGAAUUGAAAGACCUGGAUGGUACUGAUUCGUGGAUUAUUGGAACUGUCAUUGCCGACGAGAAGCAACAAGCUAGGAUUUUAGAGGAUGUCAAAUACUUGGAGGUUUAG